CGCAUAUAAAAAAGCCAAGCCGUCGGUCGGACGUCAGUUUCACUUCGACACUCGCGCGCAGCGAAUACACACACAACUGCAACGCACCGCGUGAACGUCGCGACGCUUUGUCCGUCUCACCGCAAACCGAAAUAGCCGCAUUGUUUUCCGCGACAGCAAUGAACUAGACGCAUCACAAUGACGUCGGAGGAGAAAGCCAGACAUUCGAGCCCUUUGCGGUGCUGUCGCAGCGAUUCGUCGAUCAGCGAUGGCAUCGUCGCUGAGAAUAAAUAUUCGGGGGUCGUGCCGAAGCCCUACACCUUCCCCAAGAGGCAGGCCGUCGAUUUGGAGUUCGAGAACGUCACGUUCGACUCGUGGGGAUGGUCGAUGACACGCUUUCGCAAAGAGAACAAACGCAUUUUGCACGGAGUCUCCGGGCAGUUCAAGUCCGGUGAACUGUCGGUCAUCAUGGGCCCGUCCGGCGCCGGCAAAAGCACCCUGCUGAACAUUCUUGCCGGAUUCAUAACAAGGGGCAGUGGCGGUGACGUAAAACUGAACGGCACAGUUAGAGAUCAGAGCCCCCGUUACAGGAAAUUAUCCGCUUACAUACCCCAAGACGAAGAACUCCGUAUGACAUUGACAGCCAAAGAGGCCAUGACAUUCGCAGCCAAUCUUAAGCUUGGCUACAAAGUCUCCCAGGAAUACAAACAAAGACAGGUAGUGGAAAUACUUGAUCUGCUUGGCUUGGGUGAAUGCCAUCACACUCUUACAUCGAGAUUAUCCGGCGGACAGAAGAAACGACUGGCUGUCGCAUUAGAAUUACUUAGCAAUCCACCAAUAUUAUUCUUGGAUGAGCCCACAACUGGCUUGGACAGUUCCUCUUGUACGCAAUGCAUUUCGCUAUUCAAACGUCUGGCGCAGGAAGGACGCACCGUCGUCUGUACGAUACAUCAACCUUCGGCCUUGCUUUUCGAAAUGUUCGACAGGCUUUACGCUUUGUCCGCCGGAAAAUGCAUUUACAAUGGCACAAUAUCUGGAUUGAUACCGCAUUUGGAAACGCUAAACCUUAAAUGUCCCGCGUAUCACAAUCCUGCUGAUUUUCUGAUGGAAGUUGCAAUUGGAGAACAUGGAACUGAUGUUGAUACUUUAGCUUCAGCUGUUAAUAAUUCUAUGGCGAUUGAAGAUACGAAAGAUAAGAAGUAUUAUUCGUUUGAAGAAGCUGCAGAAGUGGAUAAGCUUGUUGAAGGUCCAGGUUCUUCACCAGCUGCGAUUAUCGGACAAUUUUUAUUGUUAUAUAAGAGAAAUUUAUUGACAACCAAGAGAAAUUAUAUGUACUUAUUAAAUAGAUUAAUAGCCCACAUAGCUAUUGGAUUUAUCUUUGGUUAUCUGUAUCUAGGGGUUGGAAAUACAGCCCAUACCAUUCUUGCCAAUUAUGUGUAUUUGUAUGGUUCACUUUUACUCAUUGUCUACACUGGAAAAAUGUCAGUUACUCUAUCAUUUCCCUUAGAAAUGAAAAUACUAACAAGAGAACACUUCAAUAGAUGGUACAAGUUGACCCCCUAUUUGCUGUCUGUGAUAUUAAUUGAAAUACCUUUCCAGGUAAUAUGUACGUGGUCUUACGUGGGUAUUUCAUAUUGGCUGACGGGCCAACCGUGGGACUUCCGAGUUUACUUGUUCACCCUCUUCUGCACGUUACUCACCCUGUGCGCACAAAGCAUGGGCUACUUCAUCGGAGCCACGACACCCAUCAAGAUCGCAGUGUUCGUCGGACCGGUAAUCGCCUGUUUCUUCUCCGUAUUCGGUUUCUGCCUACGUUACAUGGAUACACCCUCCAUUUUCAAAUGGUUGUACACAAUCAGCUACUACAGGGCAGGUUUCCAGAGCAUCGUCUAUUCGAUGUACGGUUUGAACAGGAAGUAUCUUAUUUGCCCGGAGGAAAUGGUCUAUUGUCACUAUCAAGAUCCGAAAAAGUUCCUUAAAGAGAUGGACAUCACCAAUGUGGAUUUGGUGUCGAACAUCUCGUUGAUCGUGGUGAUUUGGUGUCUGAUGCACGCCGCCACGUAUCUGACGUUGUGGCUGAAGCUCAACAAAAGAUAAACACUUUUAUGUAUUCUUUACUGUGUACUUAUAAAGCCAAAGAUUUUCUAACAUUUAUUUUUUCACUGGAACAGUUAAAUCAUUUUAAAUCCGAUUAUCAAUGAAAUAUUUUUAUUAUUUGGCUGUUUAUAUGCAUAUUAAUUGUUUAAGUUCAUUGAUUUUUGAACUGAAAAUAUCCCCAUCUUCGUUUCAUUGUAAGAAAUAUAUUUAAAUAAAUUAUAUACGUAAUUUAGUUAUUGCUUAAUGCUUGUAUUGUAGAAAAGUUUGUAUUAAAAAUGAACUAGUCUAGUCAAAAUUUAAAUAUGGUGAUAAUGUAAGGUAAUAUUACUUAAUUCUAUUUUUUCAUUAUUAAAUAAAUUUACUAUUAUCUAUUUA
Molecule: messenger RNA, 2451 nt
Organism: Aethina tumida (small hive beetle)
Lineage: Eukaryota; Metazoa; Arthropoda; Insecta; Coleoptera; Nitidulidae
Product: ATP-binding cassette sub-family G member 1
Exons: 11
Coding region: 178-2076 (632 amino acids)
Cellular component (GO): plasma membrane
Molecular function (GO): ATP binding; ATP hydrolysis activity; ABC-type transporter activity
Source: RefSeq, a predicted model, not a curated record